Molecule: messenger RNA, 1880 nt
Organism: Pangasianodon hypophthalmus (striped catfish)
Lineage: Eukaryota; Metazoa; Chordata; Actinopteri; Siluriformes; Pangasiidae
Gene: cfap45
Product: cilia and flagella associated protein 45
Exons: 12
Coding region: 158-1789 (543 amino acids)
Source: RefSeq, a predicted model, not a curated record
AAACCGCUUUAGCAUUGCUAGCGCUAGCUGCUGUCUGUAAACGCGUCUGUAUGAACCUCAUAACUUCAUAAAUUAAUCACCAAAUCGCUGGGGUUUGUAGGAAAGAGUGGUAUAAUGCGCAUUUUUCUUUAGUGCUUGCUGAAAUCUGCAAAUAAUUAUGCCUCAGAGCGGGACAUCAUCAUCCACACGACUGUCCAGUAACAGUGCUCAUACGCGCCGCUACCGCACACGCGCCCUCACUUCCCAAGUGGACGAGACUCUUUUUGGACCAGUAAAACAGGCUGCAUGUGAAGUUAAGAACCUUGCUAAUGGUGACUCCAGAACCCAGUCUCGCUCCGCUCCGGCCACCAAGGCACAAAACUCUGAGACAAUCCGUGUCAUCACCAAGGACCUCAUCAGGGACAUCAGAAUUCCCAGUAAGGACCCAUCCGGACAGUCCGUCAUCCUCUGCCCGGCUGAAAUCAAGCGCAUCAUGGGUAAGUCUCGUGUGCUCACGAAAGAGGAGAAGGAAGCUGCACUGGAGACGCAGCGCCAAGCUCGGGAAGAGGCCAUGAAUGCUGCUGAGGAGAGGAAGGUGCUCAUGCAGCAAGCAGACGUGUCCCGUCAGAAGAACCAAGCCCUUAGCGACCUGGAAACUGAGGCUAGGGAGCGUGCUCAGUACUUACUGGAGAGGGCAAACGCACUGAGAAUGGAACAAGAAGAUGAGAUCAAGAAGCUUAAUGAGCUGAUUCAGGGGGCGCAAUGCCAUGCGGUGAGGGACGUUCAGAUUCAGGAGAAGAAGCAGAUUCUGUCUGAGUUGCAGGAGGAGGAGCGUAGGCUGGAUGCCAUGAUGGAGCUGGACCGUCGGCGGGCCCUUGAGGUUCAGGAACAGAUUGACGAGCUACGCAAAAAUCAGAGGAUUCAGGGGAAGAUGUGCAUCCUGAAACAGAUUGAGGAGCGUCAGGAGGAGCACAUGCUGCAGGAGGAGUUGAAAGAACAGGAAGGGCAGCAGAUGCUGGAGAACCUGGAGAAGUUGCAGAUGGAGGAGUUGGAGGCUAUGGAAAAGAGGAAAGCGGAGCAAAGAAGGCUUCAGCUGGAAAUUAUGAAAAUCAAUGAGGAAAGUCUGCUUGCCAAGGAGCGCAGGAAAGAAGAGGAGAGGCUGGCUGACCUUCGUGCUCUGGAAUAUGCGCGCAAGAAACUGGUACGAGAGGCAGAGUAUGAGGCUGAACAGAGACGAAUAAAGAAAGAGAAGGAGAAAGAAGUGGCACGACUGAGAGCGCUCCAGGAAAGAGAGAGAGACCAUAAAGCUGAACAGGAUGCGCUCAGGGCUCGUAGGAACCAGGAGGCUGCUGAAAGGGAAUGGAGAAGGAAAGAGAAAGAGCAGACCAAGAAAAAGCUGGAGGAGGACGAGAGAUUGAAGGCUGCUCGUCUAGAGCAGAUCACUCAUAAAGAGCGCAUGCUGUCUAUUGAAGCUGGACGAGAGAGAGCUGAGUUUGAGAGGGUCCUGAGGGUCCAGCAGGAGCUCAUCACACGGGAGAAGGAGAAGGAGGAAAAGCAUCAGCAGCAUGUCCUGCGCCACGCUGAGGGGGUCCGGCAGCAGGUUCGGGAGCGGGAGGCUCAGACCAUCACCCGGAGGAGAGAGCUGUUCCGUGAAGGAGAGAAGCUGGACGAAGAAGCACGUAUGCGUCGAGCACGUCUGGACGAGAUUAAAGACAAGAAGCUAAAGGAGCUGAAGGCGGCUGGACUUCCAGAGAAAUACUGCAAUGAUGUAGAGCGGAAGAUUCAUAUCUUACCCACCCUGGUGCGUUGAAGAAUUGACUACGGAGUCACAUCAAAAAAAAAAAAAAAACUCUACAAUAUCUUUUACCGUGUAAUAAAAAAAUGAUCCAAUAAAAAGUUCU